Molecule: messenger RNA, 1325 nt
Organism: Camellia sinensis
Lineage: Eukaryota; Viridiplantae; Streptophyta; Magnoliopsida; Ericales; Theaceae
Source: RefSeq, a predicted model, not a curated record
UCAAUGUUUGUAACUAUGCUGAUAGUAUAAAAUAAGUACACUUCAUCUAUGGCACACGUAUAACAAAGCUGGAAAUUUAGAAAGACUUUUAUGUAUGUAGAAAAAGAGGUGUAAUAUUUUCCUAUGAUUAAUUGGAGAAGGAAAUAAAAGGGACACAAUAUAUAAACAAUGAGUUGUGGUAUUAAGCAAGUGGGCAGUGGAGGACUCAUGAGAUGGGCCACCAUUGUUGCAGCAAACAGAAAGUUAAGAGAGGUCUGUGGUCUCCUGAGGAAGAUGAGAAGCUCAUCAGACAUAUCACCACUCAUGGCCAUGGCUGUUGGAGUUCUGUUCCUAAACUAGCAGGCUUGCAAAGGUGUGGAAAGAGUUGUAGAUUAAGGUGGAUAAAUUACUUGAGGCCAGAUCUCAAGAGGGGUACUUUUACUGAACAAGAAGAGAGAAUCAUCAUUGAUGUUCAUAGGAUCCUAGGCAACAGAUGGGCUCAGAUUGCCAAACACUUGCCUGGAAGAACAGACAAUGAAGUAAAGAACUUUUGGAACUCAUGCAUCAAGAAAAAGCUCAUUGCGCAAGGCUUAGAUCCAAACACUCACAAUCUCCUCUCUUCAAGCAACAGAACAGCAAACAAAGUACUCCCUCAUACCCACCACCAACAAAACACCUCAGUUUUCUCCAUAACUACUUCACAGACCAAUGAUAUGCAAACACCUCUUGUAACCCUAGUGCCACCUUCUGAUACUAACUCUAUCAACCAUAUUCCAAUCUCAUUGCAUGAAUACCAAAGCCCUAGUUUCGCUCCGACAACAAGAAAUCAAAGCGGGCAUUCGUUGAUGGAGUUUGCUAAUAGCACGGAUCAUCUGUCUCAUACCUUUCUCAUGUUAUCACGUCAAUACGGGACAAAGGGUUGCCCAGGGAGCGAGACAGAUGGCCCCAUACCAUUUGGUACUCGAUCUUCAAUGGAAACGACAACUGUUCCAUCUUCUUCGAUGAAUAAUCUAUAUGGGUUCGGGUUCAUUGAUGAGAAUUCCAUGUGGGGUAGUGAUUUAGAACACUUCGAUCCGACAAGAGGAGGGAUGGUAAUGCAACUACAAGAGCAACAACAUCCACAGCAAGAAAAGGGUUGUGAAGGGGAAGCUGAUAAAGUGAAUGAAUCAAUAAGCAGUGGCCAAAACAUGGGUACUUCAUUGAUGGAGAGUUCUAACUUUGAUUUUGAGUUUGUGGAGUCUGCACUUUUGCCUUGUGGAAUGUAUUGCAAUGUGAAUCCUAUGGAUCCACUUGCAUGGGAUUGUUAAUUUCACAUCCAUAUAUAUCUAUAUAUAUUCUUUGUUUUU